AUGCCGGUGGCGGGCGGCGGCGAGUUGAAGAGGUGCCUGUUGGCCCGGGAUCAGGUGGAGGACGCUAUCAGUGCCAUCGGCGAGACCGAGCAGCAGCUGAGGGACAACGCCAGAGAGGCACGGUGGCAGUUGCAGAGCUGCGUGAGCCGCCAGCAGGAGGCGCUGCGCUGCAGGGAGGUGUGGCUUCUGGCGCAGAUCCAGCUGCUGGAACAUGUCAAGGCGGAAACGCUGCAGCAGCAGUCGCAGCAGCUCCAUCGGAUGCUGGGCCAAUUGGAAGCCAUCUCCCAGCAGUUGCAGAGCAGCAACAGCAGUGACCUCAGCAACCAACUGACCAGCUGCAUGGACAAGUUUUCCCGUCUGAGUCUGACACCGGAGGAGACACCAGAGAUGAAUUUCAGCGCCGAUUCGCGCUCCCUGAGGGACGCCAUCACCUCUUUCGGCAGCGUCGCUUCCCAGGUGUCUGCGCGCGGCGGGGCUCCGAAAUUCCGGGAAGGGGCUCCGAAAUUCCGGGACGGGGCUCUGGGCGACUGGCUGCUGGAAAGCGGCCCCACUCCGGCGCUCUCGAGCCAAGUAAGCCAUGAUACGCGGGUGGACUUUUUCAAAGCAUGGGGUCAGCUGCGUGACUUGGAGACUUGGCUGCUCCGGGACCACGAGAGCGCCAACCGCCACUCCGACGACAACUGCAACGACGGCAGCCGUGACCUGAGCCAAUGGCUGGCUGCAACCCAGGCCCCCGUCGCCACCCAGGCCCCCGUCGCCACCCAGGCCCCCGCCGCCACCCAGGCCCCCGCCACCACCAAGGCCCAUGCCGCCCCGCCGCGUCUGCUCCUCCAGCCUUUUUCUGAAAGCUGUUCCUUGGACAAGUGGCUGGUCGGGUCUGGCUGCUCCUCCUGCCCGGGCCAGAGCGCCCCGGCGCUGGAGAUUGAAAACCUGGGCCGGCUCAAGUGCCUGAAGACCCCUGCCUCCGACCUCCGGGCCUGGCUUCACCGGGUGGCGCCGCUGCCGCAGACGUGUCGUGCCAACGAGCCCUGCAGCAGCUAUUCGGAGUGCGUCUGCGACCAAAACUGCGGCCGGGAAGCCGUGGACGCCUGGUUGAUGCGGCACAGCGAGCGGGACAAAAACGGCGUGCCGCUCCGUCUUUCCGCCGAUGCCGCCAAGAAUUGCCCCGCUCCUCUACACCAUAUAGAGCAAGCUCACAAGGUUCAGGCCAUCCUGGAGGCGUGGCUUCACCCUUCCGAGCCCCAGAGAUCAUCGCCGGAGGAGGAAAAUGACAAAUGGCUGUUGAAGAAGCGUCAGGAAGGCACAACUUCAGCCCGCGACGCUUUCUCCUGCUUGAAAGUAGCCAGCGACCGAGAGAAAUGGCUCCAUGGGCCGCCUCCCGUUCAGGAUCAGAUUGGAUGA
Molecule: messenger RNA, 1401 nt
Organism: Nerophis lumbriciformis (worm pipefish)
Lineage: Eukaryota; Metazoa; Chordata; Actinopteri; Syngnathiformes; Syngnathidae
Source: RefSeq, a predicted model, not a curated record